Heteronotia binoei (common prickly gecko) is the source of this 4091-nucleotide messenger RNA. It is a transcript of the gene PAXBP1, whose product is annotated as PAX3 and PAX7 binding protein 1. Gene Ontology annotation, molecular function: DNA binding. NCBI's taxonomy places the organism in Eukaryota, Metazoa, Chordata, Lepidosauria, Squamata, Gekkonidae. Gene Ontology annotation, biological process: positive regulation of transcription by RNA polymerase II; mRNA splicing, via spliceosome. The coding region runs from base 165 to 3032 and encodes 955 amino acids. Gene Ontology annotation, cellular component: nucleus. The record is from RefSeq and is a predicted model, not a curated record. The transcript is spliced from 18 exons.
GCAGCAGAUGGCGCUGUAGCUACUCCUGGAUGACGAUAUUGCGGUGGCUGCGAAAGCAAGGGACAAGUGAGCUGCGGCGCGCUCUCUGGGGCUUGCUGCGGUAGUCGCGCGCUCUCUCUUCCUUGGGAGCCUCCAAGAUCGGCGGCCGUUGGGCCGAGGCAGGAAUGUUCCGCAAGGCGCGGCGCGUGAAUGUGCGGAAGCGGAACGAGUCGGAGGAGGAGGACGAAGAGCGGGACGAGGAGUCACCCCAGUCACAGCUGCCGCCUCCAGGAGGAGAUGGGCCUGCGGGUGAGGCCGCUCCGCCACUUCCGAAGCCGCCCCUUCUGCCGCUCCCGACCGGCUGCGUUCCUCUUGUCUCUCCCGCUGGUGGCGGUGGGGGGCCCGGCGGCUUCGCUUUAGGCGGUGCCGAUGCAAUUGGCCGGGGAAGCCCAGUCUUGUCGGCCCCGCCGCCUCCUCCCUCGCAACAGCCGGCGCCGCCACAGCAGCUCCCGCCUGGAAACAACGGCCUCCUGCCGGCGGGUUCGAAGGUUAAGGAGCGGAAGAACAAGAGCAAGGAAGCGGCGGGGCCUCCGCCACGCGGGAGCCUCAAGCUCCUCAGCUUCCAAGACGAAGAGGAGGAAACCGAAGAAGUCUUUAAAGUGAAGAAAUCAAGUUACAGCAAAAAGAUAGUAAAGCUGCUUAAAAGGGAAUAUAAAGAAGAUCUUGAAAAAUCUAAGAUAAAAGUGGAAUCUAAUUCUUCAGCUGAUGCUGAACAGUCUGUCGACAAAACAGGACAAACUAAAGAUGCAGUUCAAGAAGAUGGAGCUGCAAAUAGUGAACAAGGAGAGGAGGAGAUGGAAGUUGAAAGUGAGAAGGAAGAAGAAAAACCAAAAGCUGCAGGAGCUUUCUCAAGUGCUUUAUCCUCUCUGAACGUUCUACGUCCAGGAGAAAUCCCAGAUGCUGCUUUUAUUCACGCUGCUAGGAAAAAGCGCCAAAUGGCUCGUGAGCUUGGGGACUUCAUACCCCUUGACAAUGAUCCUGGGAAGGGGCGCCUUGUUAGAGAAGAUGAAAAUGAUGCCAGUGAUGAUGAAGACGAUGAUGAGAAAAGAAGGAUAGUCUUUUCAGUGAAAGAGAAAUCUCAGAGGCAAAAGAUCGCAGAGGAAAUAGGUAUUGAGGGGAGUGAUGAUGAAGCGCUAGUUGCUGGGGAACAGGAUGAAGAACUCAGUCGGUGGGAGCAAGAACAGAUACGUAAAGGCAUUAAUAUACCUCAGGUUCAAGCAAGUCAGCCUACUGAAGUGAACAAUCUGUAUUACCACAAUACCUACCAGGCAAUGCCUUAUGGUUCCUCUUAUGGCAUUCCUUACACAUAUGCUGCUUAUGGAUCUUUGGAGACAAAGUCUCAAAAAACAGAUAACACAAUUCCUUUCAAAACUCCCAGUAAUGAGAUGGCGCCUGUUUCUAUUGAUUUGGUAAAGAAACAGCUUAAAGACAGGUUGGACUCAAUGAAAGAAUUUCAGAAAGCAAAUCAACAACAGCAUGAGAAGCAUCAGCAAAGCCGAGAUGACUCUAUCAAGACAAUUGAAAGAUUAGAAGGGUCUUCUGGGGGUAUUGCUGAACGGUAUAAAUUUCUGCAAGAAAUGCGAGGGUAUGUCCAAGACUUGCUUGAGUGUUUCAAUGAAAAGGUACCCCUGAUUAACGAGCUCGAGUCAUCAAUGCACCAGCUGUACAAACAGCGAGCUUCCCGCCUUGUCCAAAGACGACAAGAUGAUAUUAAAGAUGAAUCUUCGGAGUUUUCAAGCCAUUCAAAUAAAGCACUAAUGGCACCAAAUCUUGACUCUUUUGGACGAGACAGAACACUGUACCAAGAACAUGUAAAAAGGCGAACAGCCGAAAGAGAAGCUAGAAGAGCUCGUCGCAGACUUGCUAGAGAACAAUCUGGGAAGAUGACUGAUCACCUUGAAGGCCUUUCUAGUGAUGAUGAAGAAACUUCAACAGAUACUACAAACUUCAAUAUGGAGCGAGAUCGCAUUUUGAAGGAGUCCAGCAAAGUUUUUGAAGAUGUGUUAGAAAACUUUUACUCCAUUGACUGCAUUAAAUCGCAGUUUGAAGCCUGGCGUUCCAAGUAUUUCUCUUCUUACAAGGAUGCAUAUAUUGGCCUUUGUCUACCAAAGUUGCUUAAUCCUUUAAUAAGACUUCAGUUACUUACUUGGAACCCUUUGGAGGACAAUUGCCAGGAUUUUGAAAGUAUGUUAUGGUUUGAAUCCUUGCUGUUUUAUGGAUGUGAAGAACAUGAACAGGAGAAAGAUGACGCUGAUGUUUCACUCUUGCCUACUAUUGUGGAAAGGGUCGUUCUGCCGAAAUUAACAGUACUUGCUGAAAAUAUAUGGGAUCCUUUUUCUACAACACAAACAUCUAGAAUGGUAGCCAUUACCCAGAAACUAAUAAAAGGAUAUCCUUCUGUGAUACAUGCAGAGAACAAAAACACACAGAUGUUACUGAAGGCCCUUUUGCUUAGAAUGAGGAGAACACUAGAUGAUGAUGUAUUCAUGCCUCUUUAUCCCAGAAAUGUUUUAGAAAACAAGAAUUCUGGUCCUUACUUGUUUUUCCAGAGACAGUUUUGGUCUUCAGUAAAGCUACUGGGAAACUUUCUGCAGUGGCAUGGAAUCCUUUCCAACAAAACUCUACAAGAAUUGUCAAUAGAUGGCCUGCUAAACAGAUAUAUCCUUAUGGCUUUUCAAAAUUCUGAGUGUGGGGAAGAUAGCAUUAAGAAAGCUCAACAUGUAAUCAGCUGCUUCCCUAAACAGUGGUUCGCUAAUCUUAAAGGAAAUAAGACAAUAUCACAUUUAGAAAAUCUCUGUAGAUACCUUGUUCAUCUUGCUGAUACUAUAUACCGAAACAGCAUUGGAUGCUCUGAUGUAGAAAAAAGAAAUGCAAGGGAGCAUAUAAAACAGAUAAUAAAACUUCUAGCAAGUAUUCGAGCACUGGACCAUGCUGUAAUAGUUGCAAAUGAGCAUAAUAUUAAAGAAUUAAAAAUUUUAAUUGAAGGGAAAUAAAUAUUGUCAGAAAUCUGGACUUCAAAAAUCAUUCCUGAAGUGUAAUUUUGUACAUAUGUAAAGUUUUCUUAAUCUGUAAACAAUUGGCUGUUUUUAAUACAAAGUGUGUUCUUAUACACAACAUCUGUAACUAGUAUUUGUGUCUUUAUGAAAGCUGGAGAUUAAAUCCAGAAAAUCUUUCAUCUGCAUCUUGUUUACGAGCAACUUUUAUACUCCCAUGGUGGCCAUCACUUUACUCAACUGUCCAGUAAGAAACUGGAAAUUGUGUAUUAUAAAAUUCACUAACAGUCUAGAUGCAAAUAUGUAUAGCCUACAGUUUUUAUUUAAAAUAGUAGUGUCUUCUUUCAAAAUAAAACUUUUGAGUUGCUGAAAUUUGGUAAUAAAAUGAACUGUGCUGUUUAAAAAAAUGUGAAUGUGGUAUGAUCCCUAAGAGUAAAAAAGCUUCCAAAAUAAUACCAGGUGCUAUUGGACACAUAUUUAUAGAUUGCAGAAAUAGCUGAAUGUUAACCGAUACCUUCAGCUAAUAGUAUUUUAAAUUCAGACCCUUGAUUAUUGUUUACAAUUAAUGGCAAUGACUGUCUCCAUAUAUCCAAGAAAUGCCCUUUAAGUGAAAAUAUUUCAGACAUGCACAUUGGAUUCUUGUUCUGAAAACAAAAACCUACUACAUCAAAUUGUUAUGUUUUACCAUGUGUACAUUUUAAGUACCUUUAUCGCAUAUCAGGAGUUUAUUUCUCAGUUUUUUUAAUGCAGAAUAUUAAAGCCCCCAAACCACAUGCUGCUUAUGUUAUGAGCACAUUGAAUGUUCCAGAAGGUUACUUCAAUUGCUUAAUAAAAUUUUAAAGAAUAAACUUACCUUUGUGAGCCCUGUUGCUACUGAGAUCCAUUUGACUUCUGAAGAGCAUUGUCAUGGUGGUUGAUAGCCUUGUUUUUAAGGUGUUUUUCUUUAUACUUGAGAAAAAUAGCAGUUGGAAUACUGAAUAAUAGUGUAUCAUUGUAUUUCAUAAUGCUCCUUGUCAUGUGAUGUAAAGAAAAUAUUAAAUGUACAGUCUGCUUUUUGGA